AAUCAGUUCUCAGACGAGCAAGUCGAUGAGAGGCAGAACGUAAAUGAUGAAAAUCUCCUGGCCUUCUUGCUCGUAUAUGUAGUAAAAUAGUUAAUGAACUUUAAAAACUUGGAUGGAGCCGUUUACGAGGCUCAAACAAGCAGGAGCAAGUUAUUUCAGCUCAUUGGUGACUUAAAAAACCCUAAGCUGAAGGAGCAGGCUUUACUUGAGCUUAACAAAAACAGAGAAUUUUUUCCUGACUUAGCUCCCCUAUUAUGGUUUUCAAUAGGUACUGCAGCUGCGUUAGUCCAGGAGAUAAUGGUUAUUUAUCCUCUGUUAUCUCCGCCUGUUUUAACCAGUCAAGCAUCCAACCGCGUAUGUAAUGCACUUGCACUUUUGCAGUGUCUUGCGUCUCAUCCUGACACUAGAAAUCUUCUACUAAAAGCACACAUCCCGAUGUUAGUGUAUCCCUUCCUGAACACCACCAAUCCCGCACUUCCUUUUCAAUAUUUGCGUUUGAGAAGCCUCGGUGUUAUUGGUGCUUUAGUGAAAACGGACGACCCUGAAAUUAUUGGGUUUUUUUUGUCCACUGAGCUUGUUCCAUUGUGUUUAAGAAUCAUGGAGAUUGGAGCUUCGCUUUCUAAGACGGUAGCAACCUUUAUAGUGCAAAAAAUACUUCUAGACGAGUCCGGGCUGAACUUUGUGUGCCAGUCCUCCGACCGUUUUCUCUCCAUCGUCACUGUGCUCGGCUUGAUGGUGCAGAGUCUGCUUGAAAGCCACAGACUGCAAGGAACGCUGGAGCCGCAAACCGCUCGCCUCUUCCGCCACAUCAUCCGUUGUUAUCUGCGUCUCUCGGAAAAUCCAAAAGCACGCGAAGUAUUGAAAAAAUGUCUUCCGGAUCCACUGAAACAUCCAUUAUUUACUCAAUUUCUUAAAGAUGAUUCUUUAGCUAAGAAAUGGCUCAAACAACUUUUAUUAAACUUGUCUUCACUAUAA
This is a messenger RNA of Zophobas morio, 975 nucleotides long. Its product is annotated as CCR4-NOT transcription complex subunit 9-like. Gene Ontology annotation, cellular component: P-body; CCR4-NOT complex; CCR4-NOT core complex. Gene Ontology annotation, biological process: negative regulation of translation; mRNA catabolic process. The record is from RefSeq and is a predicted model, not a curated record. Bases 94 to 975 code for a protein of 293 amino acids. The transcript is spliced from 9 exons. NCBI's taxonomy places the organism in Eukaryota, Metazoa, Arthropoda, Insecta, Coleoptera, Tenebrionidae.